AUGAUAAUCAAUCACUAUAUUUUUGCCAACGAGAAAACUAACUUGCCACCUGGGAUUAGUAUUUGCACAACAGCCCCACCAGCACAAGAAUCGACUCGCAAAGAGUAUUUUCGCUACUCGACACCAUGCCCAAUCCUAGAUAACUUUAGGGGGAUGUUAUUAUUCGCUGCUACAACUCAAUGCCCAUACUGUCUAUGCAACCCCAAUGUCUUCUGUCCGUCUGAGUCACUCCAUCUUUGCAACUUAUUUCUCGUCUCCUCUGCAGUGGAGGUUGUCCAGUUAAGCUCCCAAACUUUCGGGUUGCUCUUGUUGGGGUUUGGCUGA
This is a messenger RNA of Brugia pahangi, 324 nucleotides long. NCBI's taxonomy places the organism in Eukaryota, Metazoa, Nematoda, Chromadorea, Rhabditida, Onchocercidae. The record is from the annotation of a GenBank genome assembly.